AUGGGCAUCAAAGUCGCUAAUACCAAAGUUUCGUCAAAGUCGUCGAGAGCAGUGUCCUCGGCAUUAGGAUUGCUGGUGAUCCUGGCAUUCGUGGCAUACACCAGUCGUGACGCCUGGGGCCUGUACGCCUUGUCGGAACAGACUGGCCUCGAAGCAGAACUAGACGACCUAGUGCUACCAGAACCAGUGCUGGAAUCCGCAAUCCCACAUACAUCGGCACAAGCUUCCGCUCAAGACGAUUCCCUGCGUGUGGAACAGAUAUUCUCGGGCAUCAAGCUCGAGAUCGAGGACUCCGGCAGCUCCACAAGCCUCAGACGGGCAUCCGCUACGCGUGUAGCGUCGUCUGCCGAAGUGGUCAAGGCCGACGUCGUACAUGGAUCCCGCAACUACAAACCACAAAGCCCAAGUUUCGAUCCCGAAGUAAACUUCCAAGAGAUCCUCAGUACAUCGCCUGUGGUCAUCUUCAUAGACUCCAAAGAGAAUUCCCAGCUGCUGCGCACGCUUUUGCAAAGGCACUACGAAGUGUCACCACCACCGGUCUUGGUAGACCUGGAAAAACACUCAAGCGGUGCCCAGCUGGAAUCUUACAUCGAAGACUUCAAACUCGAGCGUCCAGACGGUACGGCUAAGAAAACAUCCGCCAAGUCGUCCCACGAUGCUCCUUACUUGUUUAUCAAUGGCCACUCGGUCAUCAACACCGAUUUCCAAACCGACAUUCAAGACCUGCAUGUCCACAACCAACUUCUGGAUAAGUUAAAGUCUGUGGCCGAGGGCAACGUUAUGUUCACUCGCAACAACGCACCAUCCAACUCUUGA
Molecule: messenger RNA, 816 nt
Organism: Lachancea nothofagi CBS 11611
Lineage: Eukaryota; Fungi; Ascomycota; Saccharomycetes; Saccharomycetales; Saccharomycetaceae
Source: the annotation of a GenBank genome assembly